AUGUCGGAGCCGGGGCACCUGGGGGUGAAGCGGGCCGAGUCGGCGCGGCUGCGGCGGGCCGAGCAGCUGCGGCGCUGGAAGGGUUCGCUGACCGAGCUGGAGCCGGUGGGCGCCCGGGGCCGGCACCGCGGCGGGGGGGCUCCCCGCGUCCGCUUCGAAGAGGGCGCCGUGUUCCUGGCCGCCUGCUCCAGCGGGGACGCCGAGGAGGUGAAGCGCCUGCUGGCCCGCGGCGCCCGCAUCAACACGGCCAACGUGGACGGGCUGACAGCGCUGCACCAGGCCUGUAUAGACGAGAACCUGGACAUGGUGAAGUUCCUGGUAGAAAAUGGAGCCAGUGUAAACCAGCAGGAUAAUGAGGGCUGGACCCCCCUUCACGCUGUGGCAUCCUGUGGCUAUCUGAACAUAGCAGAAUACUUGCUCAGCCAUGGAGCCAACGUGGCUGCUGUGAACAGUGAAGGUGAAGUCCCAUCUGACCUUGCAGAGGAAGCAGCCAUGAAGGACCUGCUUCUGGAACAAGUAAAGAAACAAGGGGUGGACCUGGACUUGGCAAGGAAAGAGGAAGAGCAACAGAUGCUGCAGGAUGCACGGCAGUGGCUAAACAGUGGGAAGCUUGAGGAUAUAAAGCAACCUCGAUCAGGUGCUACUGCUCUUCAUGUAGCUGCAGCCAAGGGCUACUCUGAAGUCAUGAGGCUCUUGAUCCAAGCUGGGUUUAAUUUGAAUGUCCAGGACAACGAUGGCUGGACUCCACUCCAUGCUGCUGCACACUGGGGAGUGAAAGAAGCUUGCACUAUCUUGGCUGAAGCGCUUUGUGACAUGGACAUCAGGAACAAGCUGGGCCAGACACCAUUUGAUGUGGCUGAUGAGGGACUGGUUGAGCACUUGGAGAUGCUGCAGAAAAAACAGAAUGUGCUGCGCAGUGAGAAGGAGACGAGAAACAAGCUAAUUGAAGCUGACAUGAAUGGCAAACUGCAAAGUGGACUCUUCAAAAACAAAGAGAAGAUUCUUUAUGAAGAAGACACUCUGAAGUCCCGGGAACCAGAAGAGGAGAACAAGGAAUCGAGCAGUUCCAGCUCUGAGGAAGAGGAGGAAGCCGAAGAGGAUGAGGCUUCAGAAUCAGAUGCUGAAAAGGAGGCAGAGAGAAAGAAAGAGUCCUUUGCCAACCAUUCUGGUCAUGAACCCAGGACUAGCGUCACUGAGCAAAUACCACCACCAGAACAUAACUCCUUCACCGCAGCUCCUGCCAGAAAAUUCACCAGUUUGCUCAACAAAUCAGAGGAGCAAAAGGAUGAAUCUCCCUCAUCUUGGAGGCUUGGUCUACGGAAAACCGGCAGCCACAAUAUGCUAAGUGAAGCUGCUUCCCGGGAGGCACUGAGAGAGAGAGGUUCCUCCAUCUACCGCUCUUCAUCGAGUCCCCGGAUUUCUGCAUUAUUAGACAACAAAGAAAAGGAUAAGGACAGCAAAAACUACUUUGCCCCCAUAGCCCCUAGAAGACUAAGCAGUACGGGUGACAUAGAAGAAAAGGAAAACAGAGAAUCUGCUGUUAACCUGGUGAGGAGUGGCUCCUACACCCGGCAGCCGUGGAGGGAUGAACCAAAGGGAAACGAAGCCCCCCAGACUGGUGCACCUUCCACCUACGUAUCUACCUACCUGAAAAGAGCCCCAUACCGGCAACAAACUGACUCUACUGUAGAGAAAAAUACAGAGAACAUCUCUGCUAGCACUCCACUAGGUGUAAUCACAAAUCGCACUUUACUCAGCACUGCCAAUGGUGUUACAUCUGCCAACGCCACGUCAACUACUGGAACGGACUCCUCAAAUGGAGAAGCCAGGGAGCGAAGAAGGUCAUAUCUGACUCCUGUGCGGGAUGAGGAAGCAGAGUCACUAAGGAAGGCCCGAUCCAGACAGGCCCGCCAGACUCGUAGGUCUACACAGGGUGUAACACUCACAGACCUUCAGGAGGCAGAACGAACUUUCAGCCGGUCUCGAGUGGAGCGGCAAGCUCAGGAACAACAAAGUGAGAAACCUGAGAGCACUGAGGACAGCAGUGAGAGACGGGAGGAGACCCGGCCCUGGUGGAAUAGAAACCAGGAUGAGGAGUCUGUCUAUCGGCGAUUAAGGUGUCCAGCACAAACAGACAAACCCACAACACCAGUAUCUCCCUCCACGUCAGCUCCUUCUCUUUACACAAGUUCUCACCUGGCCCGGACAAGUAGAUCUCUGGACCCUGACUCUGUGAACCCAGCAGACUUCCAAAGCACGGCCACUGAGAUGGAGAAAAAUGAGUGUGAAGAUCAGGAUUUAGAUGAUAGAUCUCCAAACAAGCAGUCAAUCCGAGAGAGGCGGCGGCCAAAGGAGAGGCGAAGAGGCACUGGAAUCUCUUUCUGGACAAAAGAUGAUGACGAGGUUGAUGGGAAUGAGGAAGUGAAGGAGUCUCGGCAUGAAAGACUUUCCAGGUUGGAAUCAGCAGGUACAAGCCCUACCACCAGCGACUCGUACAGCGAUCGCGCCUCCAGCCGCUCCAGCGCUUACACCAGAAGAGAGAACCGCCUGGCUUCCCUCAGCAGUAGAACAGAGGAGGAGACUAACCGGGACUAUAAAAAACUCUAUGAGGGCGCGCUGUCUGAAAACCAAAAGCUGAAAUCAAAACUGCAGGAAGCCCAGCUGGAGCUGGCUGAUAUCAAAUCGAAACUGGAAAAAGCAGCCCAGCAGAAACAGGAAAAAACCUCUGACCGAUCGAGUAUGCUGGAAAUGGAGAAAAGGGGGAAACGAGCCCUCGAGCGGAGACUUUCUGAAAUGGAGGAGGAGAUGAAGAACCUCCACCAGCUCAAACAGAUUCACACCCUGAGGCAGAUGAAUGAGCAGCUGUUGGCCGAAAACAGGGCCUUGACCCGGGUCGUAGCCAGGCUCUCAGCAUCCACCGAGCCCCCAGAAUCAGAAGAGCUAUAGCUUCUUCCCCUCCAGUUCACCUCGCCUCCUUCCUCUAUUCCAGGCAGGUCUUUACUGUUAUUGUCUGAACUGUCCCUUGCCCCUUUUAACUCUUCAUGAAGGUGUUUGGUAAGCCUGUGGCUCAAAACACAGCAUGUGGCAAAGGGGUGGUGGGCAAAGGAUUCCCCCCCGCACACUCUUAAAAAAACCCAACCUUCCAGCAUGACAUAGUUCUGUGUUUGAACCCAGAGUUUUAGAGUACACUGCAUUUGGCUUCUCUGCUCUUUGCCCCACCUUGGAGAUGCUGGCCUCAUCGCUUUUGCAAAUAACUCAUACUCCAGGGAUGCAUUUUCCAUGUGUGGGCUUGAGAUUGGAGAGCAUCGUCCUGCGUAAAUGGAAGACUUCAACCCCUCCCCCCUUUUCUCAAAAACUCCUGAGCUGAGGACACAGUAGGGGCUGGAGUGGAUAACAAACUGCUACUCAAAACCGGAAUAUUUGUCCUCAUGCUCUCCUGGGACUCUUAAUGCUGAUAAAUGGACAUGUUACAUUGAGUCUGCCAGCACCAUCCAUUAUAUCUUAAAGUGGGAGCAUUUAUUGCAGCAUGUAAUUGAUCAUACCAGGUACUAUGAGUCGCUCUUAUUUCACCUUGGUAGAGCUGUAUCAGAAGUCAGUAGCUAGCAACUAAUACUCACUGCCUGUGACACCAGGAUUAUCUGAAGUCAGCGUUAACGUCCUGCUGGGGAGACUGUGAAUAAGCAUUACACAUCUCAAAUGAGAGAGCUGUUUAUAAAAGUCUGGCACUUAGCAGUUGAAAGCUGUGUUCUUUUUAACUUUACUUGUAUAAGGAAACCGUUUGUCCCCCUCUGUGUUUUGAAGGGCACUUGUUGACUGGGACUUUAAUGCAGCAUUUACA
Molecule: messenger RNA, 3838 nt
Organism: Emys orbicularis (European pond turtle)
Lineage: Eukaryota; Metazoa; Chordata; Testudines; Emydidae
Gene: PPP1R12B
Product: protein phosphatase 1 regulatory subunit 12B
Exons: 24
Coding region: 1-2946 (981 amino acids)
Biological process (GO): signal transduction
Cellular component (GO): A band; cytoplasm; Z disc
Molecular function (GO): phosphatase regulator activity; protein kinase binding; enzyme inhibitor activity
Source: RefSeq, a predicted model, not a curated record